AUGAGUAAUCAUCAAACUUCCAAGAAUCAGGUGUUGAAGCAACUGGAGCCAUGGUCUGAGCUUAAAGACAAAGUGGUUCUUGUGACAGGAGCUUCCUCUGGUAUAGGUAGAGAGAUCUGUCUUAAUUUAGGCAAAGCUGGCUGCAAGAUUAUCGCAGCAGCUCGUCGUGUCGACCGCCUCAACUCUCUCUGCUCUGAAAUCAACAGCUUUGGUUCGACCGAGAUCCGAGCCGCAGCUCUCGAGCUAGACGUUACAUCGGACGCAGCCACCAUUCAAAAUGCGGUUAAGGAAGCUUGGGAGAUCUUUGGAAAGAUCGAUGUUUUGAUCAAUAAUGCUGGAAUCAGAGGCAAUGUCAAGUCGAGUUUGGACUUGUGUGAGGAAGAAUGGGACAAAGUGUUUAGGACUAACUUAACCGGACCUUGGUUAGUCUCCAAAUACGUCUGCCUUUUAAUGCGUGAUGCGAAACACGGUGGCUCGGUGAUUAACAUCUCAUCAAUCUCGGGGCUUCACCGGGGUAUGGUGCCCGGUGGACUCGCGUAUGCUUGUUCUAAAGGCGGUGUUGAUACUAUGACGAGGAUGAUGGCUAUUGAGUUAGGUGAUUACAAGAUCAGAGUGAACUCGAUUGCGCCGGGGCUUUUCAAGUCAGAGAUCACACAAGGUCUUAUGCAGAAAGAGUGGCUCAAGAAAGUGACCAAGCGGGCUAUCCCGUUAAAGAUGCAACAGACCGUGGAUCCAGGGCUUACCUCUCUCGUUCGCUAUCUCAUUCAUGACUCUUCUCAAUAUGUCUCUGGCAAUACAUACAUUGUUGAUUCCGGAACUACAUUGCCCGGUCUGCCUAUAUUUUCGUCUCUUUGA
Messenger RNA from Arabis nemorensis, 855 nucleotides. Lineage: Eukaryota; Viridiplantae; Streptophyta; Magnoliopsida; Brassicales; Brassicaceae. The record is from the annotation of a GenBank genome assembly.